Messenger RNA from Megalops cyprinoides (Indo-Pacific tarpon), 3273 nucleotides. Its product is annotated as transmembrane protein 132D-like. Lineage: Eukaryota; Metazoa; Chordata; Actinopteri; Elopiformes; Megalopidae. The record is from RefSeq and is a predicted model, not a curated record. The coding region runs from base 1 to 3273 and encodes 1090 amino acids. The transcript has 9 exons.
AUGUUAUCUCUGUGCGCGCUGGAGUUUGUGGUAGCUUUGCUUUGCAGAGUGACAGAGGGGCGCCUGUUCCCGGAGGGGCUGCAGAGGUUCCCCCCGCCCCCCGCGUAUCUCCCCGUCACCUACCAGGUGCUGAACGCUGACUCCGCCUUCUUCCUGAAAGAGGCCAAUCAGGACCUGAUGAGGAACUCCAGCCUGCAGGCCCGCACGGAGUCCUUCUUCAUCCACCAGGCCCGAAGGGUUCCGUCCGUCAACGCCACCUACGGGCCACUGUGGGUGGAGCAGCCUGUUCCCCUGGAGCUUCUCCAGGGUCCAGGUGCGUUCGUGGCCCCGCCUUCCUCUUCCUCCUCCUCCUCCUCCAUGUUCACCUUCAACUGGAAGGUGCAGACCUUUGUCAUCAAUGAACGGCUCUACCUGAGCGAGCCCAAGGUGCAGGUGCUCUUCUACCUGGCGGGUCGGGAUUGGGACGACUACAGCACCAUGGACGGGCUCCCCUGCAUCCGGAUGUUUGCCUUCCACGAAACGCAGGAGGUACGGGGGAGCUGCCGGCUGCGCGGGGAACUGGGGCUGUGUGUGGCGGAACUGCAGCCGCUGCCCGGCUGGUUCAGCCCCCCCAGCGUCAUCCCCGGGCGCCAGAGGGCCCCCGAGCAGGCCGAGGGCACCCCCGUGGAGCUCUACUACAUGGUACAGUCCGCCGAGAGUGGCGAAUGCAGCGCGGAGGACUCCAGGAAGGGCGGCGGCGUCGGGUCAGACCAAAGCGCCGGCGGGGGCGGGGCCCCAGCGGGUUCCUCGGGCUCCGCCCACAUGCGCAGGAUUGGCAGCGUGAGGCUGCACCGCAGCUCGCCCGACCCGCAGCUCGAUCAGUACCAGCUGGAUAGUAACUUCCUGGUUCUGGUUCCAGCCGGACCCAUCAGGCAAAGGGACACCGUCGCCGCCUUCAUCGCCGCCUCCGGUUUCUCCCAGGUGGACAGGUUCACUCUCAGGGUGACGUUAAAAAAGGGAGUGGCAUUCCUGGGUGCGAGACCCAGCGCCCCCUUCCUCUGGAUGGUCAGUCAGGACGAGAGGAGAGAGGGGCACAGGGUCAUCACCCUCCAGUGCAGCCGGAGCGAACCAGCCUACGGACAGAGGACAGAGGCUGGUUUCCAGAAGAUUCUGCAGGUGGAUCUGGAGUUGGAUGACUUCCUGGACCCGGCCAGCAGCGGGGUUGUGACCUGGCAGGUGGAGUACCCGGGCACAGGGGCGGUAACCAUGGAGGCGGAGACCAAAAUACGGCUGGCGCCAGGCGACCUGGGGGGCAUCGUGCCGCUGGCCAUGGACACGGAGAUCAUGAACACGGCGGUGCUGACCGGGAGGACGGUGGCCGUGCCGGUGAAGGUGGUGACGGUGGGGCCGGACAGCGUGGUGACGGACGUGACCGAAUCGGUCAUGUGCAACUCGGCUGAUGAAGAUGUGGUCAAGGUGUCGGACAGGUGCGACUACGUCUAUGUGAACGGGAAGGAGACGAGGGGGAGGGUGGGGGUGGCGGUGAACUUCACCUACGGCCACCUGAGCGCCCAGCUGGAGAUGACCGUGUGGAUGCCCCGCUUCCCCCUGCAGAUCGACGUGUCCGACACAGAGCUCAGCCAGAUCAAGGGCUGGAGGGUGCCCGUCACCCCUGGCAACCACAGGUCUGCCUGGUACAAUGAGGAUGAUGACGGUGGUGAUGAUGAAGAAUCAGGCUGUGCACUGCAGUACCAGGGCGCCAUGGUGCACGUGCUAACACACUUCGUGGCCGAGCCGGCCGACCCCCGCGGUCAGCUGACCUUCAUGCUGGGCAGUGAUUGGCAGGUGGAGGUCACGGAGCUGGUGGGGGACUUCCUGAGGGUGAGAGACCCCCAGGUCGCCAGGCUGCAGGACGGCCAGGUGCUGAUGGGACGGGAGACAGGUGUCACCUCCGUACAGGUGCUGUCUCCUCUGUCAGACUCUGUCUUGGCGGAGAGCACGGUGAAGGUGCUGGAUGACAAAGUGUCCAUCACGGAGCUGGGGGUGCAGCUGGUGUCCGGCCUCUCCCUCUCCCUGCAGCUCAGCCCAGGAAGCAACAGGGCCAUCGUCGCCACGGCAACCACGCAGGAGGUGCUGAACAGACCCAAACAGGAAUCUUUCAUCAGCGCGUGGCUGCAGUUCAGUGACGGCUCCAUGACCCCCCUCGACCUCUACGACCCCGCCCAUUUCCUGCUGACGGCCACGUCCCUGGACCAGGAGGUGGUGACGGUGCGGAAGGACUCGUCCUGGAAGUGGCCGGUCAUCGUGGCCAAGGGGGAGGGGCAGGGGCUGCUGGUUCGAGUGGAGAUGAGUGUCAGCGAUCAGUGUCAGAAGAGUGACCGGCGGAGCAUCCUGGCCGCCGCCAAUGGCAACGUCCGCAUCAGGUUUGGCCAGGCCGGUGUCGCCAAGGGCAACCGCGGGGUGGACGGGGACCGCGGGCGUCGGCCCUCGGCCCGGGACCGCGGGGGUGGGGACGGGCCCUACUACGGCAGCUCCGUGUCCGUCAUGGAGGGCAGCGUGGCAGGCAGGGGCGUCACCACCACCACCAAGUCCGGCAUCGUGUCGGACGACGACGGCCGGGCCCAGAACGUUCCUGUGGACUUCCCCGCACAGGUGGACCUCCCUCGGAGCAGAAACGUGGAGGACGACCUGGUGCAGACGCCCCGGGGACUGACGGACCUGGAGAUCGGGAUGUACGCCCUGUUGGGGGUCUUCUGCCUGGCCAUCCUGGUCUUCCUCAUCAACUGCAUCUCCUACGCCCUCAAGUACAGCCACAAGGAGCUGCCCACGGGGGAGGGGCCAGAGACCAUGAGCCACGCCCAUGACUGGGUGUGGCUGGGCAACAGGGCGGGGCUGAUGGAGAGCCGGCCCAGCCUGUGCUCGGAGCAGGACGAGAGCACCACCAUGAUGGACCUCAGCACGGGGUUCGAGGAGGGCAGCCACCUGCUCAACGGCGCCACCUCUCAGAAGAACGUGCAGGGCCAGGUGCACCGGCCGGCCGACACCGCCUGCCUGGGCGGCGACCACAAAAACGAGUCCCUGAACUCGCCUACCACCAAGAGGAAGCGGGUGAAGUUCAGCACCUUCACCACCAUCCCACCCCGCAACGGCGGCUCCUCCACCAUCAGCCCCCUGACCGUGGCGCACAGCGAUGACAUUAAAUGGGUGUGCCAGGACAUCGAGCUCGGGGACUCCACAGAGCUCCGAAACUACAUGGAGAGAUUAAAUGACAAUGCCUCCAAGAACACUGCAUAG